CUCGAUUCUAAAAAAAAUGUAAUGUUUUUUUUCCUCUUCAAAACUUUUAUAAUAAAAUUAAUUACACCCCUUUUUAUUUCCCUUUUCUUGUUUUUAUCUUGCUCAUUUGACCUGCAUAAAUUAUUUUUUUAUACGUUGAUACUAUGCCGCCCAAACAAAAGAAACAGUCCCUCCAUUCAGCUGACUCCCUUGAGGACGACUUCGCAAUCGACACCGAGUACGUUUCGGAUCAAGCCGAGUCCCACCACAAACCCCAGGAGGAGGACGACAACGACGACGGUAGCUCCCCUACAUUGCCCACCACCGCAUCCAACAAACGCAAAACAACCACAACCACAACCACCACCUCCAACAAAAAGCAAAACCUCACCACUUCCACAGCACCAAAGGAGAAGAAACCCAAGCCAGUAUCGCUCUGGAACCAAUACAUGAAAAAGGCCUAUCCUGGCAUCACCCAGUUGGAGCUCGAAGACCAUCUAAUGCACCCCAAGCACACCUACACCAUCCCCUCACCCCACAAGGAACCCACCUACGGCAGCCCUGAUUAUUUGGAGGAGCUGACAAAAACCGCUAUUUCCACGGGUAAGAGCAAAAACAAAGUCAUGAAUGGCGCCCCACAAGUCCUCAUCAUCAGCAGCUCUGCCCUUCGCGUCGUCGACCUCGUGCGUAGAUUACGCCCAGUUUCGACUAAGCGUCCAGUGAUGAAAUUGUUCAGUCGUCAUCUCAAAAUUCAGGAUCAGAAAAAGGCCCUGGCGGAUGCUGCUGUGGAUGUAGCUGUGGGAACUCCUAAUCGCAUUUUGAAAUUGUUGGAGGAGAAGGAUUUGAAGGUCAAUCGAUUGAGAUUGGUUGUUAUUGAUUGCUGGCAGGAUGAUAAAAUGCGUGUCGUGGUGGAUAUGGAUGAUACUAGAAAGGAUUUAUUCGCUAUUUGGCGCGAUCACUUAUUGCCCAUGUCGAAGAAUCCGGAUUUUGGUUUCAAGUUCCGCCUGGCAUAAAUCCAUUCCCUUUUUUUAAAAAUAAAUAAACAAAAUAA
Kickxella alabastrina is the source of this 1030-nucleotide messenger RNA. Its product is annotated as U3-containing 90S pre-ribosomal complex subunit-domain containing protein. The record is from RefSeq and is a predicted model, not a curated record. The transcript has 2 exons. Bases 144 to 992 code for a protein of 282 amino acids. NCBI's taxonomy places the organism in Eukaryota, Fungi, Kickxellomycota, Kickxellomycetes, Kickxellales, Kickxellaceae. Gene Ontology annotation, cellular component: 90S preribosome; nucleus.